Molecule: messenger RNA, 3374 nt
Organism: Loxodonta africana (African savanna elephant)
Lineage: Eukaryota; Metazoa; Chordata; Mammalia; Proboscidea; Elephantidae
Gene: CARS1
Product: cysteinyl-tRNA synthetase 1
Exons: 22
Coding region: 1109-3220 (703 amino acids)
Biological process (GO): cysteinyl-tRNA aminoacylation
Cellular component (GO): cytoplasm
Molecular function (GO): cysteine-tRNA ligase activity; protein binding; ATP binding
Source: RefSeq, a predicted model, not a curated record
UGUAAUCGCGUGAGCUUCUUCCUUGAUUUAAAUCUCUCUCUACAUGUGUUUAUAUGCUUUACUGGUUUUGCUUGUCUAGAGAACCCAGCCUAAGACACCAUCCUUUCUAGGCCCCAUCAUGCAGUGUGUCUCCUGUAAGUGUGCAGGGGUGUUGUGUAGACAGAGCCUCCGUCAGGUCAGGGCCCAUUUCUCCAGCGCCCCACGUGGAGCAGGACUCACGUGCCACCCUGCUGAAUGGACGAGCGCGCAGGCAGGCCUUGAGACAGAAACAAAAGCAAACUGUGGCGCAGUGGGAGGACGCUGUUUUCGGAGGUUGGCCUGAAGUGCGUGGGAACGCUGAUUAGAAUUGCCAGGUCAUAGAGGUCAGGCGGGGUGAGAGAGUCCUGCUGAUAGGGCAGGGCUGGUGAUGCUGGAGGGAGGAAAUCCUGUAAGGAGCUCCAGUGGAUCGUUUUCAUUAUUAAAUCCAGGCCCUUUCUGUAAGACGCCAGUCUUUCCCUCUCGCAGACGUGCGUCUGGACGAGUCCAUGUCCUUUCUGACAACCUCUUUCCAGCUGUGUGGCCACAGCAGCCCUCUGGGGAGCUGCAGAGCUCAGUGUGACGCAGGCGUCCUGAAAGGAGACCCUGGACAGUGUCGCUGAACCCGGCGCUCGGGGCCAGGGCCACGGCCCUUUGGCUGCAUCCUGUCCCCAGGGUCUUGCAUCUUCCCUGCCGAGAGGAGGCGGUUCCUCCGGAUGAGACUCCAGCCUCCACCCUGAAGGCUUCCUGCUCAGCAAGGGUGUGGCUGCACUUCUGUGCGGGCUCCCUGAGUGACAGGCUCUCAGUGAAGAAGGGGAUGGAGUCAGAAAACGGCAGAUGGAGCAUCGGAAGGUCACCGCCUAGGACUUCCGUCCAGGGCACCUGACACGCUGAGGCGUGCCUGUGAGACCCCGUGCAGGACCUCAGUAAAGGCCGGCGCGGGCAGCCCCGGUGGUUGCCGCCAACAGGCACAGAGCCGUGCAAGCUACGCCUCUACAACAGCCUCACCCGGAACAAGGACGUGUUUAUACCUCAAAACGGAAAAAAGGUGACGUGGUACUGCUGUGGGCCAACCGUGUACGAUGCUUCUCACAUGGGCCAUGCCAGGUCCUAUAUCUCUUUUGAUAUCUUGAGAAGAGUGUUGAAGGAUUACUUUAAAUACGACGUCUUUUAUUGCAUGAACAUCACGGACAUUGACGAUAAGAUCAUCAAGCGGGCACGGCAAAACCACCUAUUCGAGCAGUACCGGGAGAAGCAGCCCCAGGCGGCCCAGCUCCUCGAGGACAUACACGCUGCCCUGCAGCCGUUCUCAGAGAAAGUGAACGAGACAACAGAUCCUGAUAAAAGGCAGAUGCUUGAAAGGACCCAGCGCGCUGUGGAGCUGGCCGCUGAGCCACUGGACAAGGCCGUGCAGGCCGAGCUCUCUGCAGAAGAGAUCAGCGGCCAUGCCGAGGUGCUGCUGGAGGCAGCCAAGGACCUGCUCUCUGACUGGCUGGACUCCAGGUUUGGCAGCGAGGUGACAGACAACUCCAUCUUCUCCAAACUGCCCCAGUUCUGGGAGGAAGAGUUCCACAAAGACAUGGCGGCUCUGAACGUCCUCCCUCCGGAUGUCUUAACGCGGGUCAGUGAAUAUGUGCCCGAAAUUGUGAGCUUUGUGCAGGGGAUCGUGGACAACGGUUACGGCUAUGCCUCCAACGGGUCUGUCUACUUUGACACUAUGAACUUUGCCUCGAGUGAGAAACACUCCUAUGCGAAGCUGGUGCCCGAAGCCGUGGGGGACCAGAAAGCGCUCCAGGAAGGGGAAGGUGACCUGAGCAUCUCGGCCGAGCGUCUGAACGAGAAGCGAUCGCCCAGUGACUUUGCCCUGUGGAAGGCCUCCAAGCCCGGGGAGCCAUCCUGGCCAAGCCCCUGGGGAAAGGGCCGCCCGGGCUGGCACAUCGAAUGCUCUGCCAUGGCAGGCACCCUGCUGGGGGCCUCGAUGGACAUCCACGGCGGCGGCUUCGACCUCCGAUUCCCACAUCACGACAACGAGCUGGCACAGUCUGAGGCCUACUUCGAGAACGACUGCUGGGUCAGGUACUUCCUGCACACGGGCCACUUGACUAUCGCAGGCUGCAAGAUGUCCAAGUCCCUGAAGAACUUCAUCACCAUCCAGGACGCCUUGAGGAAGCACUCUGCACGACAGCUGCGACUGGCCUUCCUCAUGCACUCCUGGAAGGACACGCUUGACUACUCGAGCAACACCAUGGAGUCGGCCCUGCAGUACGAGAAGUUCAUGAACGAGUUUUUCUUAACCGUGAAAGACCUCCUCCGCGCUCCCGUGGACGUGACCGGGCACUUUGAAAAGUGGGAAGAGGAAGAAGCCGAACUGAAUAAAAACUUCUACAACAGGAAGGCAGCUGUGCACGAGGCACUCUGUGACAACGUGGAUACUCGCACUGUCCUGGAGGAGAUGCGGGCCCUGGUCAGCCAGUGCAACCACUACAUGGCGGCCAGGAAGGCAGCCCGCAGGCGGCCCAACCGUGUCCUGCUGGAGAACAUCGCCCUCUACCUCACAUACCUGCUCAAGAUCUUUGGGGCCAUCGAAGAGGACAGCACUCUGGGCUUCCCUGUCGGAGGACGUGGGGCCAGCCUAAACCUCGAGGCUACGGUCAUGCCAUACCUACAGGCUUUGUCAGAAUUCAGAGAAGGAGUGAGGAGAAUCGCCAGAGAGAAAAAAGUUCCUGAGGUCCUGCAGCUCUGUGAUGCCCUGAGGGAUGACAUCCUGCCUGAGCUUGGGGUCCGGCUGGAAGACCAUGAAGGACUGCCCACUGUAGUCAAGCUGGUGGACAGAGAGACCUUGUUAAAGGAGAGAGAAGAGAAGAAGAAGGUGAGUCAUAUCAGUGACUUCACCUUGGUGUUUAUUGAAAACGUGAAAGCAUUUGGGGGAGAGGAGGAGAAGAGAAAGAAGAAGGAGGAGGCUGCCAGGAAAAAGCAGGAACAAGAGGAAGCAAAGCUAGCAAGGAUGAGGAUCCCGCCCAGGGAGAUGUUCCUGUCAGAGAGUGACAAAUACUCCAAGUUCGACAACACUGGCCUGCCCACACAUGACACCGAGGGCAGGGAGCUCAGCAAAGGCCAGGCCAAGAAGCUGAAGAAGCUCUUUGAGGCACAGGAGAAGCUCCACCAGGAGUACCUGCAGACGAUGCAGAACGGAAGUGUGGAGUGAGCAGAAGUGGGGGCCCGUACACCACACCUCCUGGUGACAGGCCUGUGUACCACCACGUUUACGCUCGUCUUCGAGCCCUGUGUGAAGGACCUGCCCCUGCAAACCCAUGUCCCCAUGGCUCGGCAACGUGGGCAAUAAAUCCUUCUAAACAUGA